Molecule: messenger RNA, 3872 nt
Organism: Pseudoliparis swirei
Lineage: Eukaryota; Metazoa; Chordata; Actinopteri; Perciformes; Liparidae
Gene: foxk2a
Product: forkhead box K2a
Exons: 9
Coding region: 609-2495 (628 amino acids)
Biological process (GO): regulation of transcription by RNA polymerase II
Molecular function (GO): DNA-binding transcription factor activity, RNA polymerase II-specific; RNA polymerase II cis-regulatory region sequence-specific DNA binding; protein binding
Source: RefSeq, a predicted model, not a curated record
AAAAAGUAGAGUGGAGAAAUGUUUUGGGAAAAGUGGACAAAAGUAGAGCCAUUUACAGAACAGACGGACCACACCGUUUGAAUGUCCAAAAUACAACAACUUAUAGCAUAGUAUGUAAACAAAUAAAAAAAAGUAAUAUAGUAGGUUGAAAUUAAUUGUACCGUAUCCAGAAAAAAAGUUGUGAGAAAAGUAAUUUGUCUAAAAAUCACUGCGCCGCUUUUUCCAUCUCUCCACCCAUCUGCGUGUCAGACUGCGGUGCAACCGAGCGCUACUUGAACCCGCUAUUUCUAUUAUUGUUGUCAUUGGUAAACACAUCGCAUCUGCCUCCCCAGCUCGGCUUUCCAUUGGUCCAGCGGAGUGUCCGUCACGGCGCUUCCGUCCGUUUGGCCGCUUCUGAUUGGCUGGCGCGCCUCUCUUCUUCCUCUUCUUCGCGCCGGUGGGUCGGAGCCGCUGUGUCCCGGGUCUGGCACGUUCCUAGCCAAAUUCUCCACGGUGUAACAUUUGAUCCCCCCCGUUUUUUUCAACAAAACUCCCCAAAAAUAUACCCCCACUUUCAAUUCCCUUUAACCCGGCUCAACACACACACCUCCACCAGAACACGGCUGAAGAUGGCGGUGGUAAGCGGGAUAUCGGGGUCGGCUGUAGCCCGGCUGGAGGGCCGAGAAUUCGAGUAUCUGAUGAAGAAAAGGUCGGUGACCGUCGGCCGGAACUCCUCGCAGGGCUCGGUGGACGUCAGCAUGGGACACUCCAGCUUCAUCUCCCGGCGGCACCUCGAGAUAUUCACGGCGGGGGAGGACGGCACCGGCACGGGGGAGUUCUACCUCCGGUGCCUCGGAAAAAACGGGGUGUUUGUUGACGGGGUGUUCCAGAGAAGAGGGGCGCCACCGCUCCAGCUCCCACGCAUGUGCUGUUUCCGGUUCCCCAGCACAAGUAUAAAGAUCACGUUCACCGCCCUGUCCAAUGACAAGAAGGAGCCAAGGAACGUGCCGGAAUCACCGGUCAAGCCCGUGCAACCCCACAUUUCCCCGCUGACCAUCAACAUUCCUGACAACAUUGCCCACCUCAUGAGCCCGCUGCCGUCACCCACCGGCACCAUCAGUGCGGCAAACUCCUGCCCGUCAAGUCCGCGGGGGGCGGGACUCUCCAGCUACAGGACGGGCCGCGUCCUGGCCUCUGACCUCAUAGGAGACAACUCCCAAUCAGAAAACGACAAAGAGGCCUCGGGCGAAGACAGCCCAAAGGAUGACUCCAAACCUCCGUACUCGUACGCACAACUAAUAGUCCAAGCCAUCACCAUGGCCCCUGACAAGCAGCUCACGCUGAAUGGAAUAUACACCCACAUCACCAAGAACUACCCCUACUACAGAACGGCUGAUAAAGGCUGGCAGAACUCCAUCCGCCACAAUCUGUCCCUGAACCGGUACUUCAUCAAAGUGGCCCGCUCCCAGGAGGAGCCGGGCAAGGGCUCCUUCUGGAGGAUCGACCCCUCCUCCGAGGGCAAGCUGAUGGAUCAGGCCUUCAGGAAGCGCCGGCCUCGGGGGGUCCCCUGCUUCAGGACCCCCGUGGGCCCUCUCUCCUCCAGGAGCGCUCCGGUUUCUCCCAGCCACACCCCGGGAGGCCUGUCUGCCACCUCGAGCGGGGUCCAGACUCCAGACAGCCUGUCUCGAGAGGGGUCCCCUGUCCCCAUGGAGUCAGAGCCAACCCCACCGCCAGCCCCCACCCAGACCGCUACAGUCCAGCCCAAGCCCGCCGUCAUCCAGGAGGCCCGCUUUGCACAGAGCUCCACUGGCUCCCUUCUCAGCAACCAGCCGGUCUUGAUCGCCGUGCAGCGCCAGAUGCCUCAAACGACCAUGAAGCCCGUGACCUACACCAUGGCGUCGUCGGCCAUCGUGACCACGUCGCUGGUUAACUCCGCCCCCGUCAUGCAGACGGUGCACGUUGUCCGCCAGAUGCCGUCCGUCGCCGUGGCAACCGUGGGAGGGCAGCCCCUUGCCAUGGUGAGCCCCGAACCUCAGGAGAACGGCGGCGGAGAGCGCCGGGCGAUCAAAGUCAAAGUGGAGUCGAUGCCGUCCAUCACGGCCUCGUCGAUAGGCGGGGUCAGCCGCAUUAUCCAGAGCUCUCAGGCUCCGCCUCUAACAACGCUGACCAUCUUGCAGCAAGCCCCGCUCGGUCAGCACCAGCUCCCGAUAAGGGCCAUCACGCAGAACGGGACCCAUCUGAUCCCCAUCACCACUGCUGCUACCACAGCCGUUGCAAACCCUCUCCACCUGCUGGCGGCCCACGCCUCGGCCUCGGCGUCCCUCCCCACCAAGAGGCAGAACGGAGAACUGCAAGACCAACCCCAAUCGAAGAGGGUGAAACCAGAGGAGGAAGAGGAGGGUGGAGCAGUGGCCGCCAACAACAACAACCAUAAUAACAACAACAUUACCUACAAAAACGGCACCACGGACAGAGCCGGAGAAGCGGGCGUCAGUGAACAGAUCGGUGACAAGUAGCCCCCCCCCACACACAAACACACAUACGCACAAACACGCCGGUCUGCAUCCUGACCCCUUGCUCUCCUGUACACACUGAGCCUCACACACUCUCAGCCCUCCAUCGUCUACUCCAAGGUGCCAAAAAAACACACACACAAACACCCCCCCCCCCCCUCGGCCCACCCACAAUCCUCUCUUCCAUAUAUUUAAAAACCACGAAAUACAGUACGAUGCAAAAAAAACUAAAGACCAAAUUUGACGAAUCAAAGAGUUGCUGGUGAAGUGUAAGACCCAGAUGGCCAGAAGAAGCACAGGGAGAAAUGUUCACACAUCUUCAGAUUUCCAGAUAUGGAAAAAGAAGAAAAAAGAAAAAUACUUUUAUUGGACAAUGCGAAGAGUCACGAAACUUCCCCCAAAGAUGGAAAAGGAGCCUCAUCCUGGUAGCAUUGCAAACUUUACUGUGUGUCGGAUAGAGAAAAGCAACCGAGCGUUAUUCCGCCGAAAGGGAAGCGUGUGCGUGUGCGUGCGCGUGCGUGUGCGUGUGCGUGUGUGUGGGUGGGGGUGUGUGUGGGGGGGUGGAGACAUUCCCGUCUCCGGCAGCUAGCCUCCAUAUCGACCUCCCUAAACAGUCGUGAGUAGAGAUGCAGUAUUCCGUUGUGUAUCUUUGGAUCCUUUUUUUGGGACUGUUUCUCUGUUUCCCAUGGCACAGAUACUAUAUCUAGUAAUAAUUUAACUUUUGAGAACAUUCAAACAUCACAACAUUUUGGGAAUCCUUUUUUUGUUUUUUUUAUAUAUACAAAUAUAUAUAUGUGGACUCUGUUCAGUGACAUGAAUGUAGUAAAGAAAACACUAUCUGUGGGGUGGAUGUUCCUUUUUUCUUUUUUCUGCCGAUUCAUGCAAAUGAAAUUGCUUUAUCACUGUACAUCUACAGAUUUCUUUUAUUUUUCAGAUUUUACAAAUAUCCUAUGAGAAAGUAUAUUCCCAUGCGUAUUCGAUCAUAUGCUUCAUCGAGCUUGCAUGUUAUGGAUCUAGAGACGAUGUACUUGAGCAGAUUAUCUGAAUAUGAAACUGAAGAAAAUUUCGACUGAAUCUACACUAUAUGAUUCUGACCAGUGCUGCACUUAACCCUCUUUAGUAGUUUUUUAUUUCAUGUUUUACUCUCUUUUUGCUGUCCUCCCCCACCCCCGUCAUCACAGGCUGUGUUUGUUACCUCUUGUGUUAAAGUUGGCAACUCGUUGCUUGAUUAUUUUAUUCUGUUACGGCCACCAGCCUGUUCAGAAUGUAUUAUCUGUUCCACGAGCCGUGUGAGAGGUGUUUAUUCUGCUUCACUGGGGCAAUGCUGCUUCUUUUUGUUCUUUUUUUAAAAUUAUAUAUAAAUUUAUUUAAAAACACUUA